Psylliodes chrysocephalus is the source of this 2694-nucleotide messenger RNA. Lineage: Eukaryota; Metazoa; Arthropoda; Insecta; Coleoptera; Chrysomelidae. The record is from the annotation of a GenBank genome assembly.
AUGGAAGCGUUUGUUAAGCAGCGAGCUAUAGAAAAAGGAAAGAUAACAAGAAUUGAAAAUUGGAUUGAAAUUAAUCAAAAUAUUGAAUUGCGCACAUAUGAAUUUAAAAGUAGAUUAGAGCUUUUAACUAAUGCUUUUGAAACUUACUGUUCCAUUCAAAAUGAUAUUGAAAUGUUAGAUGAUACUCAAUGUACAGACCGGGAUAUCGUUGAAGAAAGAUAUUGUUCAGCUCGUACCGGUGGCCGUGUUCAUCAGUUGCCUUACUUAUUGGAAAAUAUUCCUUGGGGAAUUAAAGUUAAAUUUGAACACUGCUUAUUUGAAUGGCAAAAAUCAAUUGGUACCUACGUACAUGAAGACAUGACACAAAAAACAUCACAAAUGGUUAAAGAACAUCCAGAACUUAACCAUUUGGCUUCUACAGAAAGUGAUAAAGAAAAUAUAAUUGAACUGUUCGACCUGAGAUCAGUAUUAAGUAAAUAUGACGAAGGAAAAGCCAUAUUGAAAUUAAUGGACCUGAAUGUCAAAGAGCUUCCAGAACCCCAACGACAGAUUUUAGUCUAUAAAAUAAUCGAUUAUUUCAUUCAAAGCAACCAUAAAAUUAGUGUGUCGUUGGCAAAGACCAUAUCCGAUCAAAUUUUAUGUUUAUUUCCAGACGAAUUUAGGGAAUACUAUUUUGCACCCCAAACAAAUAAAUCUCCUAAAGGGAAACUUCUGGCAAAAUAUUACAACCAAAUGCGAAAACUAAAAUCAAUAGGUCUCAUAGAAGCUCCUUUGAUCAGAAAAAGAAAAUGUGAAACCUUCAAACCAGAUCUGGAACCAGAGGAAAACGCUUUUAAUACUAAAGAGAAGCUGAAAUUCAUGCAAGAGUACGAAAGGUGGGAUGAGAUAAAAAUCUUGUGGAAAAGCUGUGGUAAUUUUAGAAGAAAUUUCUUAUUGGAUGACGAAUCAGAAAAUAUAACAAUAAUUCUAACAGAAUGGCCUUUAUACAAACACCCAAUGGGAAGUAGUUUAAUUGAUUUAGACUUUGAAAAUAUAUAUCCUCAGGCUACUCAUAUCUAUACAAAAUGGGGCUUAUUCGUGAACGUUGCUCUGGAGUUAUUCAAAAGCAAAAUUAAAGAUAAGCAUUGUAAAUAUGUUCUUGAAAAAUUAGGCAAUGGAUCUGUCACCGAAGAAGGAAAACAUGUCUCCAUAUUGUUUUUGCUACAUGGUGCUAUUGUGCCGACUUCAAAAAGAACCGUUAAAGUAGGAACACGAAAAGCUAUGUUAAAAUAUACGAUAAGUGAUUCUCAAGAUUCAUUUAUGGUAACGGGACGGAAUAUAAAUGAAGUAGAAGGAAAACUUAUCGAUAAAAAGAGUCGCAAUAACCCAAUACAACCAUUUCUAGUUGUAAUAUUUGAUGACGACAUUACGACACCGAAACAAUUUCUGGUAUGCUGCGACCAACUUAAAUACAACUUUCUUUCUAUAAUUCCUGCGCUAGAUUGUUGUUUCAAAGUUUUUCAUGUUUUUAACUUAAUAUAUCCGUUGGAGAGCAUCGCCGUUUGGCAAUUUAUACAGCAGUUUGUUUUUAAAAUUUACACUAAGCAUGAUGUAGUAUUACCAAACAUGAGCAUAUUCAUAAAUGAAAUAAAGAAAAAACUCAAAAAUUGAUUUUGAUAAGCUAAUUAAUUCUUCAUUUAAUUUGUUUCGUGUUAUGUUCGUUUAGUUUGAUUUGUGUUCAUCCGCUAAUAUUUAUGAGUGGUCCUACUAGAAAAUAAAAACAACUCAUACAUCUCUUGAUAUAUGGCAACGCCGGAUAUUAAUUUGUACAAUUUUAGGUAGGGUUGAUGAUGAAUUAUAUCGAAACAUCAAAACGCUAUUUUGAUAUCUCGAUAUAAUUUAAUCAUCAACUGUUACCUGUUACUUACAAGAUUGUGUUUUCUUUGGAAAUAGGAUAUUUUAGUUAAUUAAUAAAAUUUUAAUUUGAAAAUACAGAUACACCGGACUCCCAUUUCUACAAAAUUGAGCAAAACCGGAGUCAGUGCUGUUCAUCAGACAGUCUAAACUAGUUUCGUUACCUGUAGAUCUUCGUAAGUUCAUUUUGUGGCAACCAUUGGACCUAAACGCGGACUGCGUUUACAGGAAAUUUAAAUGGUAACAAGCCACUACAAACUGAAGUUAUAUAUUGACUCAAAAGUGGAAAAUAUUUGCUGUUCGUAUCUUCUUGCAAUAAUAACAGCACAGUUUUGUCUUUUUGUCUCCUGCAAUUUCUUAAGUAUUCGAAUUUAGACAAAACCUUAAAACCAUCUAAUGCGCUGGUAGAUUUGCAAACUUUGUAAAAAUGCAUGAAUAUUAAAAAUGUUAUCCAUUUUCUUGAAAAUAUAUAACUCUUCUCACAGUCAUUUAGAUUUUUUAAAAUUAAAGUGUUCAAUUUCUAAUAUUUUAAUGUAAUUUAACAAUAUCUUUUAGACAUAUACCUAUUUUAUGUUCUUUUAAUUAGUUCUAGUUAAUAUAGUUAAAAAAUAUACCUGCAAACAUUGAAAACUAAAGACGUUAAUGUUAAUAAGAAAUGUGAAAAGAUAUGAGACCAGUUUUAUAAUUUCAAGGAUCAAAUGAACAAUUUUAUUUGAAAAAUUAAAUUAUUUAUGAUAUUUUUGUUUAGUAAUUCUUAAAAUAUAACUGAAGACUAAAUUAUGGCAGAAAUGCGAAUUUGGA